Molecule: messenger RNA, 3910 nt
Organism: Eublepharis macularius
Lineage: Eukaryota; Metazoa; Chordata; Lepidosauria; Squamata; Eublepharidae
Gene: CYTH2
Product: cytohesin 2
Exons: 12
Coding region: 88-1287 (399 amino acids)
Biological process (GO): regulation of ARF protein signal transduction
Molecular function (GO): guanyl-nucleotide exchange factor activity
Source: RefSeq, a predicted model, not a curated record
CGCAGCCUCCGUUGGAGCCCCGAAGAAAGGAGACGAGGGGGUAGUGGGAAGUCCCGCUUUCCCCUCCGGUGGGGCACUCUGGACACCAUGGAGGACGGAAUCUAUGUGCCUCCAGACUUGACACCUGAGGAGAGGCUGGAGUUGGAAAACAUUCGCCGGCGGAAACAGGAACUCCUGGUGGAAAUUCAGCGGUUGCGAGAUGAACUCAGCGAAGCUAUGAAUGAGGUGGAAGGGCUAGAAGCCAAUGAAGGAAGUAAAACUCUUCAAAGGAACCGGAAGAUGGGGAUGGGCCGCAAGAAAUUCAACAUGGACCCCAAAAAAGGAAUCCAGUUCCUAGUGGAAAAUGAACUGCUGCGCUCCACCCCCGAGGACAUUGCCCGUUUCCUGUACAAAGGGGAAGGACUCAACAAGACGGCCAUUGGCGACUAUCUGGGCGAGCGGGAGGAGUUCAACAUUGCUGUGCUCCAUGCCUUUGUUGACUUGCACGAGUUUACUGACCUCAACCUCGUUCAGGCUCUCAGACAGUUCCUAUGGAGCUUCCGAUUGCCGGGAGAAGCCCAGAAGAUUGACCGUAUGAUGGAGGCCUUUGCCCAGCGGUAUUGUCUGUGCAACCCAGGGGUCUUUCAGUCCACAGAUACCUGCUAUGUCCUCUCCUUUGCGGUGAUCAUGCUGAACACCAGCCUCCACAACCCCAAUGUCCGCGACAAGCCCACGGUCGAGAGGUUCAUCACCAUGAACCGCGGCAUCAACGACGGGGGGGACUUGCCGGAAGAACUGCUGCGGAACCUCUACGACAGCAUCCGUAACGAGCCCUUCAAGAUCCCCGAGGACGAUGGGAAUGACCUGACACACACUUUCUUUAACCCUGACCGCGAGGGCUGGCUCCUCAAACUGGGAGGGCGAGUGAAGACAUGGAAGAGACGCUGGUUCAUCUUGACCGACAACUGCCUCUAUUAUUUUGAAUACACUACCGACAAGGAGCCAAGGGGAAUCAUUCCACUGGAAAAUCUGAGCAUCCGGGAAGUGGAGGACCCACGGAAGCCAAACUGCUUUGAGCUCUACAUUCCAAACAACAAAGGCCAGCUAAUCAAAGCCUGCAAGACAGAGGCCGAUGGCCGGGUGGUCGAGGGGAACCACAUGGUCUACCGCAUCUCCGCACCCACACAGGAAGAGAAGGAUGAGUGGAUCAAAUCUAUCAAAGCCGCUGUGAGUGUAGAUCCUUUUUACGAGAUGCUGGCCGCCCGUAAGAAACGGAUCUCAGUGAAGCAGAAACAGGAGCAGCCGUGAGGUGGGGCUACUCCAGCACCUCUCCUCCCCUCCGCCCAUUGAUGUACCUCCCUGCACCUCUUCCCUUCUUGGACCUGCUGCCAAGCCCACCGGUUUGGGGCUCCCUGAGAUCCAGCCACCACCCUUUCCUCCUGUCCCAUGGAUUCUCGGAUUACCAAUGCAACUUGCCACUCUGACAGCGUGCCAGCACCCCCGUGCCCCCUUCUCGUCUCCAGAGCUUCCACUCGGCCUUUUGAGGUUGGCUUCUGGCGUGGCCUUGGGAGCCCUCGCGCGAUGGGCUUGUGCGGAGAAAGGCAGAGUCCCCCCCCCCUUGGCAGCGGCUUUUUGGGCUGUCAGUGGACUUAGCCAGAUGGCUUGAAAGGCAGGCUGCUGCUUCACUCCACCUCGACUCCCGAGGGCUACAAACCUGAACCUUUCCUGUCUGCCCGAACCUUUCCAUUUUUCUCCCACUUUUGAGCCAAUUUAUGCAUUCAACAAGCAAGCGGGUGGUAGAAGCUGUGUUGGGUCUGUAUCACAUCAGGAUGCAGAUGGGGAAGUUGCCUCUUGGAAUGGUAUCCUCUCUGCAUUACAGCAAAAAUCUUGCCCUCCUGAAAUUAACACGCAAGGUAGAAGUCAAAGCUAAAACCCUGCUCUCUGGCAAGCUCUCAUUCUGGAGCUGUUUUGACCCGGGAGAAUAUUCUGUCGUCUGAUUUCCCUCAUCUGCAUUCUAAUGUGGCGCAGUCAUAGGAGAACUAUACAGACCACCUGCUUUGUUCUGAGCGUGAAGGUCAGCUCCUUCGAGUUUGUUGCCAAACCAACUACACUGUGUUUCCAAGGAACCGGUAUUCUUCUGACCUACUAAUACGAACAAGGGCUGUACCGUGUCGUUUGGCGCUAGUUCCACAAAAGAAACCGAACAUACUGACAACCAGCAAGGGGCAGCAGAGAGCCAGACAGCUGCCGCACACCCACAUGGACACUGUUUUGAACACUACCGUUUCUUUGCCAGGAACACCCAGCACAUCUGCGCAACUGACAGCUAAUUCUUCCCAGCGGGGGGCAGGGUCCCAAUGUUGUUCAUGCCCUCGUUCUGCCCUCUCGGAAAAAUUGGCCACUCCUGCCAAAUUCCAGUGGAUUAAGCAAGACUUCCUCUCUGAAAUGGAUCCUGUUUUCUCUUGACAUACUUUUCUCUUCUGCUCAGAUACUGCCAUCAGAAGAUUUCCCUUGGAGUUGUUUCAGAGGUUUCUCCACCCACCCACCCACCCCUCCAUUGAAUUUACAAAUCUGAAUGCCCGGGGAGCGCUGUGGUUAGAAUCUUUCCCUGAUCCUGCUGUGCAGAGGGUAGAUGAAGCCCGAAUAUCGCCUGGUGGGAACACUGAUUAGAAGCACCUUCACCUUUCCACCCCCAUCCCUUGAAUUUCCCUUUCAAGUUAAGAUGCUUUUUAUCUGAAAGCAAAAAGAUGCGUUACUAUUGAACAUGCUUGUGGCAAGACAGGGGGGUUAAUGGUUGGAUUUCACACACCGCAAACCCAUUUUCACAAUAUUCAAGUGGGCAGUAGGCAUUCAUAUGUUAGUGAUAGGGGCUCCAGAUUGGUUAGUCCAGGGCUUUUUAUGUUUUAGAAAAGCAGCCUUAUGAAUGGGCCUUAGAUCAUAUCACCCGAGCAUUUAGCAGGCUUACUAUAAACUCUUAUUUGGAGGUUUUGUUCCUUCAAUUUCACAAGUAUACCUUCAAAGCUAGUCUUCCAUUACUGCCUUGCCUUAAGGGAUCUCUUUGAUGUAACAGCUCAGGUUCUGCAAGGCUUUUUUAAAGGUUUUGGAGCUGAGCUUGCUUAGCUCAUAAAGAGCCCUUUGCUCCAAAGCAGCAGUCUUGGCAAAGGGUCAAAGCUGUGUUGCAGAGGACCUAAGGUGCUUGCGGAGGUCCCUGGCUGUAGCAGCAAUGUGCAUUUCUCUCUAAUCAGUAUUGCCUCUACCACAGGGAGGAACUGCAGCCAUGAGGACAGCGGCCCUUUCAAAUCUAGUUUGGUUUAAACCUGGAAACAAAGGUGGAUCUGUUUGAAUAUCUCGCAUCAUAAUCCUGGAUUUCAAAGGGUUGGAAGCUUUUCUCUCAGGCCAGUCGGGAAUCUCCUGUUCUCAUAUGAAAGGAAGGAAUGUAGAGCAGGUAAAGACAGCAAGGAAAGGGUAUGGUUUUGCAUAAAUUAAACUGUCAGCCAGGGGGCACACGUGCAAGAGAGACAGAGAGUGACUCCAUUGCACUGCAAUGAAUUUCAGGAAAGGCCAAGCUGGAGUGUAAGAGCAUUGGCAAUCUGAAUUAAGGACAUUCCGGCAGGUUUCUAGCCUUAGAUCAGCUAAAAGUAACUUGGGUAGAUUACUGUGUCUGCAAACCAGACAUGCUUCUUUCCUGUAUUCAUCCAGUCUUCUAGGAAAAGCUACUAACCACCUAAUCUUGCUCAAGAGAGCCAAGAAUUCCCCCCUACCGGCACCCCCAUUUAACUUUUCCACUGCUACAUUCAAGGCCAGGCUACUAAAGUUCCUAACAUAGCCUCUCAGUUUUGCCCAUCUGUCCUUGGCAUAUGGCAUCUCAGUCAUUGAACUAAACCCCACGUUAGACCUACAUCUUCAUGUUGUUCAGCCCUUUUGCCAAAAA